Molecule: messenger RNA, 1897 nt
Organism: Vitis riparia (riverbank grape)
Lineage: Eukaryota; Viridiplantae; Streptophyta; Magnoliopsida; Vitales; Vitaceae
Product: SPX and EXS domain-containing protein 1-like
Exons: 14
Coding region: 225-1646 (473 amino acids)
Cellular component (GO): cytoplasm; membrane
Source: RefSeq, a predicted model, not a curated record
UUGUCCUCCCCAUAUCCAACUUCAACGUGCCUCUCCUUAGCUCUCACGCCAAAACCCCGCACGACCGUGGUGGAGAUCCAGCGAACCCGGACAAGGUUCGCAUUCCCAUGACAGAUUUCGUAGACCCCAUUAGCCAGUGCUCAAAACCCUUUAAUUUCUUGGUUAUAAGUAUUGGGUUAAUUGGCUAAUUGAUUUAAACCUUUUUCUACCUGCCAUCUUCAUCUAUGUUUGGAGCUGUUGCAAAUGUUCCUACCAAUAGUCCUCACCUACGGAAGUCUGGAAGCCGACCUGUUUUCUCUGAUCCUGGUUCAGGUGAGCUAGGGAGUGGUGCUGAAGAAGGUUUCUUGCAUUCAGUAGAGGUAGAUGAAAUGAAGGGUGCAAGUGCACCAUUAAGUGCUGCUGCAAUAAUGCCAUCCCCUAUUUUCUUAUGGAGAUUUAAGGUACUAUUGUUUUUCAUCUGGGGUUUCAGUUGUUGCAAGAUUGGAUGGGAUUCUGUUAUGAGAAUGAGUGUGGACUUACGGGAUCUAUUUCUAUAUGAAGCAUUUUUGUACUAUAAUCCUCUCCUUCUUGUGACCAUGAUGGUUUGGCUUUGGGGAGUUAAUUUAUGGAUUUUUGCCCAAUCUAGCGUCAAUUAUGCAAAAAUUUUUGAGCUUGAUCAAAGUCAUCUUACUCAGAGAGAAAUAUGGAAGUGUGCCACAUGGAUGACGAUUAUUGUUCCAACUAGUAUGACUGCAUAUCUUUAUCUUUAUUCUCAUGGAGAAGUAUCAUUGGCUGCAUCCCAACCAGUCCUCUUGUACACUGCCAUAGCCCUGGUUCUGAUAUUCCCUUUCGAUAUUUUCUAUCUGUCAUCUCGCUACUUCUUGUUGAAGACUCUUUGGCGGAUAGUUCUGCCUUUACAGGCAAUAACAUUUUCUGAUUUUUUCUUAGCUGAUAUUUUGACAUCCAUGGCAAAGGUAUUUUCAGAUUUGGAACGAUCCGUCUGUCGAAUGUUGCAUAGACAGGUUGCCACCAUUGCAUGGUUUGAAGCUGAUUCUGUUUGUGGCAGUCAUUCUGUUGCAAUCCCAUUAGUUCUUGUUUUGCCUUACCUUUUCCGGUUUUUCCAAUGUCUUCGACAAUACAAGGACACAGGGGAAAAAACAACCCUUCUGAAUGCUUUAAAAUAUUCGACCGCAGUACCAGUCAUUUUUCUUUCAGCCCUUAAAUAUCAUGUAUUCCCUGAUAGGUGGACAAGCAUUUAUCGGCCUCUGUGGCUUCUUUCAAGUGUUCUGAAUUCCUUGUAUUCGUUCUACUGGGAUGUGACACGAGAUUGGGACUUGAGCAGUGCCUUCACUCGGAUUUUCAAGUUCUCCAAAGCAAGUCUCUUGUCAAACCUACUAUAUGGAAGGAGAUGGGUAUAUUUUUGGGUGAUAGGAAGCAAUCUGGUCCUGCGAUGCACAUGGACAUACAAGCUGUCUGCCCAUCUUCGGCACAACUACCUAACUGUCUUCACAAUCACUGCCUUGGAGAUAUUUCGACGUUUCCAAUGGGUUUUCUUCCGAGUAGAGAACGAGUGGAACAAGAUGAACUCCAAGUCGAACAUUCAGCUGUCCAUGAGCGACACGAGUGAGGAAGACAAAUUACUUGGCUCUAAUGAGCGCAAUGUAUAGACCCCUAUAGAAGUACUCUUCAUGUUUUGGUAGCAGCAGCAGCAGCAGCUGCCUGCAGCAUUAUUUUGAGGUCCUCAUAUCACUAUCCUCCAUCCAUUUAUUGGCCAAAAGGGGGGCUAGCCAUCACGUUCUCUCUUCUCCAUUUCUUAUGAUUCUUUUACAAAUUUUCUUUGUUAAAUGUUACAUGAAGUUGCAGGUUGACAGGCGAUUACAACAUCUAUACAAAACCCACAUAUUUUUUCUUGUUUCGA